AUGCCGGCCUCUGAACAACGCGCAAGCCGGUCAAGACGGAUCACGCGAGCUUGCGACUAUUGUCACAAGCGCAACAUCCGAUGCGUCAAUCCUGAUGGCCUGCAGUGUCAAAGGUGCGCCGAGUUUGAUCAGCCAUGUACUUAUGAUCGAGCAAUCAAGAAACGGGGCAUGAAACCCAAAUCCGGAGCUAGAGCGGAUUCGCUUCUCCCAGCACCUCGGAUUCCCGGUUCCGCAAAUGCGCCGUCGAACUCGCCGUCUCAGCAAUGGAAGGCUCCGAUACUUGCAAGCCAGGCUGUGGUUAUGAGUCUCGUCGAGGUAUACUUUGAAAUAGUAUAUCCAAUCUUCCCAUUCUUUCAUCGGCCGACAUAUAUCCGAAAAAUAUCAAGAGGCGACUAUGCCACCGACCAAGACUUGUUCCCAGUCACCAUGGCAGUUUGCGCCCUUGUAUCCGCGAGGGUCCGAGAUCAAGCAAUUUUCAAUCCUUCUUGGGACAUCCGGGAGUUGUCUGAAACGCCUUCGGAAACAUUCUAUGAUGCCGCCGUCCGUUAUAGUCAGGGCAGCGAAAAUUCCAGUGAACUCCACUCAUUCAAUACACUGCGAUGCUUUGCUUUGCUUGCCCUCACGGCUAUUCAGUAUGGCAAGAUCCGCGAAAUGCAACUAUUUUUAGGCAAGUACCACACUUUCGCUGCUAUGGAUGGCUUCCACGACGAAUCGAACUGGCCAAAAGACAUUGGGAUUAUUGAGACGGAAGAGAGACGACGACUGUACUGGUCAAUGUAUACCUUGGAAGUUUAUUCGUCAAUCAUAUGGAAUGGUGUUACACGGUGCCGCGAACAACAGGUCAAUGUUGCAUAUACCACAGAGUUGGAUGAUGAGCUUUUCAACGACGUCGGCUACAAUCAGCCAGUGUCAUCUCCCGUCGACAUCGGACCAAGCCCUGGUGGCAGAUGGGGUGAUGUGAAGGGUAGCAGUUGGCUCUGCGGUUGGAACUUCACGACCGAUUUAUAUCGGGUUCUGGAACAUGUCAUUGCCAACUUCCGUGACCGAAGACGCCACAGGAGGACGUUGCUUGGUGAUAUGUUUGGUGACAAGACUGCUCCCUCCCCUACUUCUGUCCGGGACUCCAUCAUGAAUUUAUACGGCAACCUCCCACGCUGCUUCAAAGAGUUUCCCGAGGUGACAUGUAAUGCUUCGAGUGAUCGAUAUGGGUUUCAGGCCGCCAACAUUACUGCCACGGUCCAGUUGCUCCGAAUGAUGUUGUUUGCCUCAGGCGGAGGUACGAUCGAGGAACGAUGCAAGAUAGCAAGCGAAGUCGUUGAUGCUUUCACUCGAAUUCCGGUAGCUUAUCUACGAGCCAUCAGCUCACCUCUCCUUCAUCACCUUGCUGGGAUUGGUGCCAUCCUGGGCAGUGUUCUGGAGGAGCCUCUCAGCAAUAUGGCGUACCAGCAGGUGAGAGUCGUCUUGCUGUCGCUCGCUCAAUUGCUGGAGAAUUUCGACCAUGGUAUCCAUUCAGCAAUCAACGCUCAGCGACUAAGGGACCUGGUGGCACAAAUCGACGACUACUGGAACCAGCUGCGCAUUUUCGCUGCAGGCGAGCCCAGUCCUCAGCUCAAUGAGGCAAACACGAAGCAUCCCGACCGGCGGCAUUCCGACGCACUGAGAACCAUACCUUCACAACUGGCAACGAGUAUUUUCGAGGACUGGCCGUGGAAUCUUGACCUUUUGCAAAGCGCAGAGAGCUGGUCGCCUGCGGACAUGGGUUUGGACGUCUGA
Molecule: messenger RNA, 1773 nt
Organism: Exophiala spinifera
Lineage: Eukaryota; Fungi; Ascomycota; Eurotiomycetes; Chaetothyriales; Herpotrichiellaceae
Exons: 5
Coding region: 1-1773 (590 amino acids)
Biological process (GO): DNA-templated transcription; regulation of DNA-templated transcription
Molecular function (GO): zinc ion binding; DNA-binding transcription factor activity, RNA polymerase II-specific; DNA binding
Source: RefSeq, a predicted model, not a curated record